Notothenia coriiceps (black rockcod) is the source of this 1191-nucleotide messenger RNA. Its product is annotated as vegetative cell wall protein gp1-like. The transcript has 3 exons. NCBI's taxonomy places the organism in Eukaryota, Metazoa, Chordata, Actinopteri, Perciformes, Nototheniidae. The record is from RefSeq and is a predicted model, not a curated record. Bases 1 to 1191 code for a protein of 396 amino acids.
AUGAACAACCCUUCUAUCACCGUGCAGGAAGCAGCCGGUAAGAGGAGCCGGCUGUUGUUGGACACUUCAGAUCUAACCAUCAGUCAGUACAGUCUGCUGGGGCCAACCCCACCUCGAUCCGCACCAGGCAGCCCGGCCACAGCCACCCGAGACCCCCCCUCAGCCGCACCCAGUGCAGGGAGGGAGGGUGGGGAGACGGUCCCAGCAGAGGUUCCCCCGAAGAGUGACCCGGAUCAUUCCUCUGGACCUGAGUCCACUGGGGAGGCCCGGGGAGGAAACCAGCCUGACCCUGACGCACCUUCAGAGACAGCAGGGUCCGCCCCCACCACACCUGAUGUAGCCUUCAGACAGGAAGUUGGAUCUGCUGCAACUGCAGGUCCCGGUGAGCCCAUCCCAGAGUGUCCUGAUCCCCCAAUGUCCACUCUGUCCACAGAUGUUAUAGCUGAAUGUGCUCAAUCUGCAGCAUCUGGAAAUCCUCCUCCACCUGACCUCUCAACUGUUGAUGGAGAAACAGAAGACCCGCCCACACAGGAAGUUGUUGCAUCUGAUGCAGCUGCAGAUUCCUGGGACCCCACCCCAGACUGUCCAGACCCCCCAAUGUCCACUCUGUCCUCAGAUGGUCCAGCUGCUCAAAGGGAUCAAUCUGCAGCGCCUGAAAGUUCUCCUCUUCCUGACCUCUCAACCUCAGGUGGAGAAACAGAAGACCCCCUCUCCCAGGAAGUUGGGUCACCUGAUGUACCUGCAGAUCCCAGUGACCCCACCCUAGACGGUCCCGACCCCCCAAUGUCCACUCUGUCCUCGCUGCAGUCCACAGAUGUUCCAGCUGAUCAAUCUGCAGCGCCUGAAAGUUCUCUUCCACCUGACCUCUCAACCUCAGGUGGAGAAACAGAAGGCCCCCCCGCCCAGGAUCCCCACCCUCCAUCUGCACCUUGUUUACAUUGUCCAAUGAAAAUCAGCCUUGGGUCACUGAGGGAGGCGAUUAGUUGCAGCUCUAUCCCACAGACGCUCUCUCACUCCGACAGAGCUGUGUACCUGAUCGGAGGAAUGAAAGACAGCUGGGAGGAGGAGAGGUGUGAGAGUGUUGCCGAGCUGCCAUUGGACAGCGUGGCAAUCAUCAGAGACCUUGUUACUGAGAUCACUGAGGUGGAGACGGUCAUCAGCCCCCGUCCCAACAGCGGCCAUACAGCCUGA